GAGAAGAAGCUUGCGAGUUUUCCGUGCAUGAACUAGCGCAAACAGCAACAGCAGCCAUACAACAGCCGUCGAUCGAAGUGAAUUAAGCGACAGGAAAACAAGCUACCUAUUUUACAUUGCGCUCAAUCCACUACCAUCUACAGUCAUCUGUGCGUAUUGCGGGCUGCGGAGUAAUAGUGAAGAAUUACCCACGGAAAAGCCGUAGUAAAUGCUGCCAAGCGCAAAACAAUUGUUCGAAGGUGACUUUGGAGCGUUGUGUGCGCACUAGGAUGUCUGUAUGAUCUGCAUGUCGAUCGUAGUGUACAUUGGCGGAGUGUUGCCUAGAGACGGACUUAUAACCACAACGUACAUCAGCUAGCACUGCGCGUCCUAUUCGCCUGGUGGUGCAAUCUUAUUGGAGACUGUUUCAAGUGUACAGCGGAACCCCGUAGGCUCAAGCAAGCAUACCGUUCCUAAGACGGUCGCAUCCUGUUCGGUACGACUGCUUCAUCAAUCCUGUUCUAACCCUGCCAGCAGUACGACGGCAGGAGCCGAAUGCGAAUAACGUUCCUGUUCGAUCUACUAUUUCAGGAGCAUCAUCGGGGGGAAGUUGGUGUUUGUUGGGUUGGUGGUGGUGGAACAAAACAUCGAUCUGCUACCCAGGAUCGACAAUUGUCGGCGGGUGCGCCAAGCGUCCCCUUCUCGAAUUGGUCCCAGUUUAGUGUUCGCACCGGUGUCCCCUACCGUUUCCGGCCUGGAAUCCAAUCAAGAAAACGGUCCUACCCAGGAGGCGGCCAACGGAGGGCACGCGAACGGGCAAUCAUCGUCGGCGUCCUCUUCGUCGUCGGGAAGUGGCACAAUGGUGAAAACGUUCCAAGCCUACCUGCCGCCGACGAAUCGAACGUACUCCUGUGUCCACUGCCGGGCACACCUAGCUAGUCACGAUGAGCUUAUAUCGAAAUCGUUUCAGGGCAGCCAGGGACGAGCGUAUCUGUUCAACUCAGUGGUUAACGUUGCCUGUGGUCAAGCCGAAGAACGUGUCCUACUGACAGGCCUACAUGCUGUGGCCGACAUUUACUGUGAAUGCUGCCGGACACCGCUCGGAUGGAAAUAUGAACAUGCGUUCGAAUCGAGCCAGAAGUACAAGGAGGGCAAAUACAUCAUCGAGCUGGCGCACAUGAUCAAGGAGAAUGGUUGGGAUUGAUUUGCGUCGCCGGUGCGGCGCACCCGAACCAGCAGCAACAGCAGCAGCAGUGGUGGCAGCUCAUCGGCGAUAAACUAACCCAAACAAUCCAACCACGCGCAGAACCGUGCAGAUCACUAAUAACGGAACAUUGGAAAGACCAGAUCGUCUCGUAUUUUUCCGUUGCUUGAGGUUUUCUUUAAUUCUUGUUUUGUCCCCAACUGUGCUCAAAUACCGCCAUUACAGCUGGCUGGAUUCGGCUGGUAAGAGAGACGAGCGAUGGUAAGGAAACGAACUUCUGCCGUCAAGGUAUGCCGGAUCGUUCGCUAGAUUUAUAGCGUUUAGUUAAAUUCCCUUCAAAUGUCCCCGAUUAGAAGUUAAAUUAAGCUAGUUUUGUAAACAGGAUGAGCAAACAUGGAACACUUUCUCGUUUUAUCCCAUCGACAUUUUUCAUCAAGUUGCCCUGUACGUGGGCAGGGAAGAUUGGAAAGUUCGGUAGGAUUUAUAAAAAGUGGUUUCCAGAAAAUUUCUGUCAAUACUGCCCUUGCGUUUUUUGGAAGGUCGGAUAUAACCCCCGUGAUAACCAAUACAACUCCUGCCUUUUUUUUUUGUCUUACGGAAAUAACUUUUAGUUCCGUUUCGUGCGUGUAUGUGCAUGUGCGCCCGCGGAUCGUAUGAUGCGAUGAUGAUGAGCCCCCGGCAAGGGAGCGGAUUUCCUUUUAACUACUAGGAUAAGGUUGGAAUUUGAUUAACAGACGAACAAAUCAUACAGCGAGAUGUAGAGCAAAAAGAGGAAAGAUUGCGUGAGCUUUCGAGGAGAUCAUGUUAAGAAAUGUGCGUAUGCAUGGUAUGUCUGAGAUAUGAGGAGCAAAUGUACGGAAGCGAGAGUGAUAUUAGAUUUAGCUAACACGACACGAGGAAGAUUGGGUGAGAAGCCAGGCAGGGGAGAAAAAGAAAUCAUUAAACAUUUAAAUCCAUUGAACAAAAACUCAUAACAUAUGCGUAGAUCCUUCGUAAUCGUGAUCACAAUCCCCCCACGAUGGCAAGUGGAGGAGGUUGGGAUUAAAGCAUCAUUCGUAUUUUAGUCGAAAUAUACAACAACAACAAAAAUCUAAUCAACACGCGAUUUAAAGGUUAAGGCUUUAGUUUUUUUAAAAAAAGAACAGGUAUAACUCCUUUUAUGCGACACAACAACCGGGUAGCGGGUUUAGCUGUGUGCAAUAAAUGCGACUGGAUGGCAAGGAAUGCAAGAGCGUAUGAUCGUGGUAGAUAAUAAGGACUCAAACACUGUGACAUUUGGUCGUAGACGCAAAGAAGGAGGACGAGUAAAAUCAAAAAACAAGAAAAAAACAAUGCAAACGAACACUUCUCCCCAAAAAUUUGUCACCCAAUGGGUGACGAGUGUGCACUGGUAGAAGAUUAGAAAUCGGAAAGAUGUAAAAACAAGAUAACAAUUAUCAACAACCAAAACCAACACAACUCCAUAGAACUGGACCGAAAAGUUAAAACGCUUUGAGUGAAAGUGCGUGAGAGUGUGCAAGAGAGAUAUGUGUGAAAUGUGUGAGUGAUCCAACUAACCACCGUUUCGGCGUAGUUUUUGGCGGCUUGUGUGCAAUCUAUAAAACCUGUCCCUCCUUUCAAAGAUUCCCCCUUUUGAACAUCCUUAAAACGUUGAAUGUGAUCUAAAUAGUAAUAGGAUUUGUUUGUUUUCUUCGUACGUGUUAGCACGUCAUACGCAGAGAAAUCAAUCGAAAGUAGGAACAAGUGUAAGGUUUAUGAGUAGAAAACGAAACAAACGUAAAAGUGCGGUAAAAGAAGCGAACCAUCCGAGGUGACACUGAACUAAACAAUGCCACAGAAUCUGUCCACAAGAGCAGCUGUAGCUAGUUGUUGAAAGAGAUUCAUCACCAUCAUCAACCAUAAGUUCUACAAUAUCAAAGAACAGUAGUGUAACAGCGAAAUAUUUCUAAUGCAAAAAACGCAAAACGAAAAAGCAAAUCAACAAUAUGGCAUGACUGGAGAAAGAAGCAUGAAAUAGAAGCGGAAACAAACAAACAACUACUGCCAAUAGAACCAAUUCAAUAUACGGGAAGAUGUGUAGCUCAAAAGCAACCACAGUAACAGAAAACACUUGCUAAUCGGAUAUAAACAGCAUAAACGAACAUAAUCGCCUAAACAAUACGACACAUUGUUAUCGUCCUAACGAGGGAGCUGAUCAAUCGAUAUGAUCAUACCCCGGCGUGAUGCGACGCUCGCUGUUAACAAAAUCGUCCCGUGUAGCUUUGUCGGUGGUACUUUUCUUCUUGGAGCGAAAUGAAAACUUGUUCAUUUUUAUGGCGUAGUUA
Anopheles moucheti is the source of this 3507-nucleotide messenger RNA. RefSeq names its product protein yippee-like (gene Ypel). NCBI's taxonomy places the organism in Eukaryota, Metazoa, Arthropoda, Insecta, Diptera, Culicidae. The record is from RefSeq and is a predicted model, not a curated record. Bases 839 to 1183 code for a protein of 114 amino acids. The transcript is spliced from 5 exons.